This is a messenger RNA of Toxoplasma gondii ME49, 4930 nucleotides long. Its product is annotated as alanine dehydrogenase. Gene Ontology annotation, cellular component: plasma membrane. Gene Ontology annotation, molecular function: L-alanine dehydrogenase (NAD+) activity. Bases 3223 to 4395 code for a protein of 390 amino acids. Gene Ontology annotation, biological process: L-alanine catabolic process. NCBI's taxonomy places the organism in Eukaryota, Apicomplexa, Conoidasida, Eucoccidiorida, Sarcocystidae. The transcript is spliced from 2 exons. The record is from RefSeq and is a predicted model, not a curated record.
CUCAAGUGAGACGGACAACGAACGGGGCAAGUGUGUCUUGCGAACGAGGUACCGUAAGUGGGAAGCAAGAGACGUACGCGCAUGCGUUUUCGUCAGUUCAGUGUGACUGUUCUACUCUCUUUGUUACUCUCGGUGUGUUUUCUGCUGUUACGGAGUCCCAGCUAAGUCCUGUUCUUCACGGGCCGUCUUUUCGUCCAAUCAGCACAGUGUAACGUGACACUUCGCGGUUAGUCAUCACCGUUUCAGCUCUGUCGCAAGAGUUCAUUGCUGCCCAAAAAGCCGACCUCUUUUUAUCAGUAACUCGAGCCUCGUGUCGAAUUUCUGGAUCUGUGCUGCAUCCAUUGUGAUUAUGAGAGUCCAGUACAACUUUUCUAAUUGGGCGGAAAGGUAGUACGGCUGAGUUGUUCUUCCGACAGUUUCCUAAAUGGCGAUCACCGCCGUGGUGUUAUUCCUUUGGCAAUGUAUCAUUCUUCUUCUAGCAUUUUGUUCUUCCUUUCUCUCCGGCCUGCUAGCUAGCAAAUGUGCACACACGAGCAGACUGUAUAAGCGACCGAGAGUGGUCAGCGCGUUCUUGAUUGCCUUCGUGCUAGCAGGCCUUGCUGGAGUGCAACUCUUCGCUCAGACUGGGGUUGCGAAGCUGUGUGCCGGCAUACUUCUGUUUGGUAUAAGCUUGGGAAGCCGAUUUUGCGUUUACGGGAUCACUGGCGGGAUUGCCUCCGGAAAGUCCACCCUUUCCCGUUGCCUAGCAAACGAUUUGGGGUUUACCAUUAUAGAUGCAGACGUGAUCGCACGCGAAAUUUUGCAUCCCGGUCACGCGGCUCAUAGGCAAGUGGUAUCUGUAUUCGGCCAGUCCAUCCUGGUACCUGGAACGACAGAGAUCAAUCGAAGUGCGCUGAGAGAAGCAGCGUUUAAAGAUGAAGAGGCGAGACGAAAAUUAAACCGGAUCACUCACCGAUACAUAAUCUACGAGAUCCUGUGGCAUGUGUUUCUAUAUCGUGUCGUUUACUUGCGCUCUCGUGUGGCUCUAGAUGCUGCCUUGCUUAUGGAAACAAGUCUAGAUUGGUUGUGCGCCCCAGUUUUUGUGCUUGCCACCAGUCCGGAGACGCAGAUUGAACGAUUGACAAGACGGGAUGGACGGAAAUGUAGCAGGCAAGCGCUAGAGGCAAUGACACGCGCACAGCUCCCCCUUACCGAGAAGUGCCAACGAGCCGAUGUUGUCUUCGACAACAACGGUACAAUCCGCGAUCUCCAGGCGCAGGGCAUUGCGUACUUUAGGGGGCGUAUAUAGGCUUCUGCUUUGGAUGGCUUUUGUGAGCGCGUGAUUUUUUAAGAAACAGGGAGUCGCUACGGUUGGUGCCGUUGUUGGUAGGCCGUCGGGGAAUGCUGCCUUUUCGAUAGAGGUAUCGUUCUCUGUUGAUGUUUUUAAUUAUGAGGCUGGUUAAUCCUCUCGGCGACAAUCGGCGGGGAGUGCGGUCACAUACACAGCGAAUGGUUCAGUGAUUUCUUUUUCAUUGUAUGAAGUUCCCCCAUAUCUUCGUUCCUGGAUAUCUGCAAGGGAUUGUAUAAGACGGCAUUCGUUUUUCUUCUGGCUUUCUGGUGAGGGACGACGGCAGAUUCACGUUGGCAGAAAACGGGUAAUUUUCGGCAUGCAUCUGGUCAUGAACUUCCGCAGCACGUUACAGGAAACGGGUUCCCCUUUUCUUUUGAAUGCGGCAACCUGUGCACACACGAACGGUGACUCCGUCAAAACUUCACGCAGCAGCACAGAGCAAGAGAGGAAAGCCAAUAAAGCGAAAUCUAAGACAUGACACGAGGACAGACGGAACGACGACUUCAAAAAUGUAGUGUUGUUUUAACAGUCGCUGGAAUCUGCGCAGCGACAAUUCCUGUCAGGCCGUGGGCUGCUUUUUCCUUGUGACGCCAUGUGGGAGUAGGGACAAGGGACAACGACAAAUGGAAGAGAAGUGGGACAGGGUGAAACGAAUAGUUGUAAGAAGGGGUACGCAGGACAAAGCAGGACGAAUGAAGUGGAGAGCACUCACGAGGGGAUUCGAGAGACAAAUAUGAAAAUUAGAGACAACGACGGAUGGGAACGCGUAGAGUAUGGUAGAGGAUGGAAUAAUGGGAAGAUAAGGAGGAACACGCAGGGUAAAUUCUACGAUGCGCAGAACAAGCAUUCCUCCCGUUAAGCAGGCGAGAAUUUCGGAAGCAAAAGAUGAGACUAGUAUGAGAAAAAGGGGUGCACUGCAGUACCCGCUACCAUCAUUAUUUUUUUAGGAUGUUAGUGCCGGUGCUUUCAUAAGAAACUAGAAGCAGCAGGCUGGAUUAUGUCAGGCAGGGCCGUGACCAUGUACGACAUUGCCCAGAAGAUGUGUUCGAACUGGUCACCUACCUGAGUUUGAAUGUUGGUGCCGGUACAGCGGGGCUCUACAGCUGUUGUAAAUGUAAUUCUGCAUUUGCAUUGAAGCCUUGGCUUGUGGUCAAUUGCGAUUGCCCAUCGCACCCACGGGUGAAGCCGAAGGCGCGUAUGACGGGCGGCCCCAUCUCCGUACGACGGCCUCUUAACUACCAGCCCGUUCACGCCGAUUCGCGAAUUUCACCCGUUGUUAUCUUUUUGCAACAGCACAGUCCACGUGGGAGUUGGCAUUCUUUCUGUUGUAGUUUGCUACAGGUGCGCCCGCAAAACAGUGUUGAGUCGUUGAACGGAGGAACCAAUUCCAGGUUUAGUUGCAAGGUGGUGCUGACGGAUCUUCAGGUUGGUUUUUAUCGUGUAAGCCUGAGGUGUAGAGUGAGUCGCAGUUACUUUUACUACGUUGACAAAAUCCUUGAAUUACACACUUUCACAACACACGUUGCGUUUGCUCUCACUAUUUGAAAAUCUCAUUCUGGGACGCCGUACUUCUUUCGAGGGUCAGUUGCAACCUGGAAUCGCAGUCGCCCGCAAGGACGAUGCCAGAUUCAGCCCCGAGUCAUGGCGCACGCGUGCCAACGGCGCCAUAGAGCAUCGAAUAGUUCGGGUGGCUGCCCUGUUUACCCUAGUGUCACUACUUGACUGCUUAUCAGUGCAGUUUUUGGGUAGGUUUUUGGCUGCGAGUGUCUCACGUUACUUCUCAUUGGAGUCACGGUAGUUGGUGAACGACGCGGGUCGGAGCAGUUGGAUGUGCGUCCUGGGAAAAAGUGUCAUUCUGCAGUUCUUGGACAGUCUCUUGCGAAAUUGGAAAAAUGAUUAUUGGGUGUCCAGUCGAACGUAAACACGAUGAGGGCCGAGUAGGACUAGCUCCGGCCGGCGCUCUGGAGCUUGUCAAGGCCGGCCAUACGGUUCUUAUUGAGAAGGACGCAGGAAAGAAGGCGCAUUUCACCGAUGAAGAUUACGUUCAACAAGGGGCUGAGAUUGUUGCGUCCGCGGAAGAGCUAUAUGGACGCUCGGAAAUGAUAGUUAAGGUGAAGGAGCCACAGCCGGAUGAAUGGAAGCUCGUGAAGUCGGGACAGAUACUUUUUUGCUACUUCCACUUUUGCGCGAGCCAGAGUCUCACGGAAGCAAUGCUGAACAGUGGUGCAAUAUGCAUCAGCUAUGAGACGGUUCAGAAGGAUGGGCGUUUGCCCCUUCUCGAGCCCAUGUCAGAGGUUGCCGGCAGAAUGUCGAUUCAGUGUGGAAUGCACUUCCUGGAAACUCCUCAAGGAGGAGCAGGAGUAAUGCUAUCGGGAUUGCCGGGUGUUCGUCGCGGUCGUGUGCUUAUUCUUGGAGGUGGUGUUGUGGGAGCAAGCGCGGCCUCCGCGGCGGCUGGUGUUGGCGCGGAUGUCGUGAUCCUUGACAAGAAUGUGGACCGCCUUCGAAUGCUUGCGAGCAUCAUGCCUCCAAAUGUGAGUACUCGGUGCGCCGGCGAGGAAGCUCUCCUGGAGGAACUUUCUCUGUGCGACCUUCUAGUUGGCGCAGUAUUGCUGCCGGGUCGCAAAGCGCCCAAGAUCGUACGUCGAGAGCACUUGAAGCGAAUGAAGCCUGGUUCUGUUAUUGUUGACGUCUCCAUUGAUCACGGCGGAUGCGUGGAAACCACACGUGUAACGUGCCACCAUGACCCGAUUUAUGAAGUGGAUGGAAUUAUUCAUUACGGGGUUGCAAAUAUGCCCGCUGCGGUGGCGCACUCUAGCACGCUAGCUCUCACUAACGUCACGCUGCCUUACGUCCUUCAUCUGGCGGAGCGUGGUUGGUUGCACGCGUGCCUGGCGGACACCUCCUUAAUGUUGGGAUUGAAUGUUGCGAAAGGGAAGGUCCUUCAUCCAGGCGUUGCAGAGGCUUUCGGCCUCAACAGCGUUCCGCUGAGUGAAUUCCUCGAGAGAGCUCAGGCGAAUGAAAAUGAAAAACGUGUUGAUGGGCCAAACGAGACACGAAACGCAUAAGGCAACCCAGAAUUCUGGAAUGCACCUACACGGAACUGAUGUUUCUGAAGGGGGCGCCAUGCCAUUUGUCGACUUCGAGUGGAGCCGCAUCAAAUGUUCAGAGAUUAUCUGAAACCUUUCCGAGAGUAAAGUUGGCACGCUGAAUAUUAAAAAUAAUGCAUCUAGCACUGCCUUGAGCUUCGUUCUUCUUCGUUGGUUAAACUCAUAACAUGAUAAGACUUAAACGGUUUCGCAGAGUGUGACAUAUUAGCUACACCGGGUAGGACAAACCGUACCCCGUCAGCUGAUUUCACCCAUUUGCGGCUCCUUUUUGGUUCAACAUCUACGUUAACCUUGUAAUUACGCGCCAGCCGCCGUGUCCUAUUGGAAGGGAAGAUCUCUGUUUUAACGUAGGCGCCACGUUGAUGUCGGUAACAGAGAAUUACUAGUUUACUGCCAGUACUGCCAGCAACGGAGGCUUCCACCACGAAUGUCGUCUAUGCAUACAAGAGAUCAAACCACUGACGGUUUCUUACCGUUCUGUGGAUAAAAAAAA